UAACUCGCAUUAUAAAGUUAUGAUAAUGUUUUACUGAAAUAAAUGAAAUGAAAUUAAGGUUUUCCUUGUAAAUCCAAAUUUCAUGAUGUUAUAUUUACCAUAACCUUAGUGAGUCCCAUCCUUUUUCAUUCCUCCCCUUGACUGAUUUUACCCUGUGUGUUACUUCUUUGUUGUUAUAUUGAAGAGGAAGUACUCUGGGCAUUUUUGCACUUCAAAGAAUUAGUCGGGUCUCACAAGGAGUGUGUGUGGCUGUGUGAGUGUGUGUGUGUGACAUUUCUAUCUUGUAUUUUAUUAUACAAAUACAUGGGUUACUGGUGGAUUAAUGCAUAACGGUUAUGAGAAACAGCUGAUCAACAGCAAUAUGGGUGAGACAGACAGUCGAUGUAGCCACAUGUACAGGAGAAUCAUGCAGCAUCAAUGGUACCGGCAAAAUGUCCUCAAAUCAAUGGCUGUCUACGGUAUUUUUGCUGUGAUUGGAGGUAUCAAAGGUCAGAUAGGCCCAGCAUUCCUCGACCUUCAGAGUAUAUCAGGAGUUGGUUUGGACGAAGGGUCAUGGAUUGUUACAAGUCUAUACAUAGGCUACACACUUGGAGCACUGGCCAACGGCUUUCUUUAUCAUCGAUGUAAUAGUGACCUCCUGUUCGCGGUCAGUGCACUGUGUUUGGCGGCCAUUGUAGUCGCUAUCCCGUGGUGUACUGUGUACAGCCUUAUGGUCGCCUGCCAUGCCAGUAUGGGCCUAGUUGUUGGACUUAUAGAUGCAGCUGGCAAUGCAGAAAUUAUUCGCCUGUGGAAAACGAAAAGUAAAACUGUCCUGGUGGGUCUUCAUGUAAUAUUUAACGUCGGCGGGGUAAUUUCGCCAUUAAUCAUUGCUCCGUUUCUCAUGAGGAAAGCUGGGGUGACGGAGGAAAGGGCAAUCGACAUGCCAGAUCUAACACCCAUAUCAGCAAGUGAAAGAGUGAACAUAUCUUUACAACUUUCAACCAACUAUAUUGAACAGAAUUCAACCGACGAUAUAACACAGAUUCACGGACAUCAGGUUUCCAGGAUACAUGUGGCUUAUCUUAUCUCCUCCACAUUCUGUGUUAUUCACGCUCUGUGGUUUGUUUGUUUAUACUUCGCUGAAAAGAAAAAUAGAGGUGAACGUUUACAAAUGAAUAACAAAUUUUCGAAAAGACCACAAAAUUCAAAUGAAGAGGAGCAGGAACAUUUAAAUAAACAAGUACUUUCAAAAGAGCAGAAACCUAUAGAGUGUAUAAAUGAGCAGCAACUGGACCAUUCAUAUGAACAACGCUUUUCAAAUGAAGUGGACGAUUCUGAAUUGACAGGUGAAAAUCAAUCUCAGAAUACCAGCGGCAAGUGUAAUCGACAUAUUCCAAGGCACCUGCAGAUUCUUGGACUCGUUGUUAUGGUAACAAUGGGCAGUAUAAGUAAUGCCAUCGAUUUUUCUUUUUCCACUUACUUAUCUUCGUUCUGUGUGGAGUACCUCCACUGGAGUAAGGCCAGCGGUUCUAUGAUUACAUCAUUACUCUUUAUUAUGGUAGUUAUGGGAGGAACGUUGAGUAUGUUUUUAACAAAAUGUGUUAACAGCAUUGUCUAUAUAGGUAUACAGAUCAUUCUUAUACUAGUUUCUCUGUUACUUCUUAUAACGAGCAUCACUCUUCGUUUCAGCAUAGGAGUUUGGCUAUCAGCUCCUUUGUUUGGAUUUGCCAAGUCGGCAAUUUUUCCUUUAGUCAUAUCAUGGACUAAUAAGUCAUUCAUUCGUGUAUCUGGUCGUGUUUCAUCCGUGUUCUUUGUUGGAGCCAUGGGAGGAUGUUCUAUAAAUCUAUAUCUCCUGGCAGCCGUUAUGGAAAGUAUGGGUAAAAUCUGGUUAUGUUAUAUCCUUACUCUGGAAAGUGGUCUGUUAAUUAUGUUCUUCAUAACCGCUGUAUUACUCUCACUGUAUGUCAAACGUAGGAACCGAAAACAUUUAGGAUGAAAAACAAGUUGAGCAGAAAUAAGAUAUAAAGGGAAUUCAUGUAUUAUGAUAUACAUAUCAUUUAAGGCAGGUCAUUAUUGAAUGUUAAAUUUGAAGCAUGUUCAUCGCAAAAUCAAAGCAUGUUUAUCGCCAAAUCAAUGACAUCAAUCGUUAUUUACAUUUCAUUUCCAUAAAUUCUGAUAAAAUUCACUUUUGCAGCAAGUAGUACGUCUCAUUUAUUUUCAUGCAUUUCCUACCCGUUAUUGACCCUGCAAGUCAUUCCCGAAAUUUAUUAUUCAAAGUGUACGAUUUGUCCAUCUAAAAUACCGUUAGCGGUAUCUGGAUAACUCAAUAGUUAUUGAGGAGUAAGAACUCCUAAAAUAGUCAGGCUAAUAACGAUGAUAAGCUUUACUCCAAUCAAGAACUUAUGUGGCACAUGUGUGUAUACUUACGAUUUUUUUUAGUCUUUAAAUUUAUACUUUGAUUUGACAAGCUUCGUGUUUGCCAGCCAAACUCUUACACUUGGUUUGCGAUACCCUUGUCCACGGAAAAGGUCCAUGUAAGAUUUCAUCAAGACAAUCACUCUAAUCAUGGAGCUUCAUGGUAAAACGUCUAUAUAUGCUGGUUACGUAUUGUUAUUAAAGCUUCACAAAUUGCCGAAGAAUAUGUAGUAUUCUUGAUUGGAAGUGUCCUAGGAGAUGUCAGAUCGACAUGGUCAAUGAAUGUUUUGUUUCUAAAGAUAACACUUCAUUGAUAUAUGUUGAUGUGAAAUUGAAGGACUUUACAAGAUCUGUUGUACCUGUUCUAAUAAGAAUUAUCCUUGUAAGAAACAAAUUUCUAGUCGGUCAAGAGAGAAACAGAGUUUUAUUCUUAUGGGAAUGCCAACUGUUUGCUGGCAGAUCUUGCCACCAAACUUCAAAGAUGUUAUCAACCAGAAAUUCAGUCAUUCUGACAAAAUCUUACUAGGGAUAAUCAUCUUGGCCUUAUAUAUGUCGUGUGAUUUUCGAAAUACGCUCCAGUAUUGCUCAUAACGAUGUGUGUACUUGUAUCGCCAUAGGAACAGUAGACUAACCAGACUUUUAUACCGUUUUAUAGACUUGUAAUACCAGGGUUUUAGUUUAAAGGGGGUAUUGUCACUAAACUAAUGUGACAAAUAAAUAAUGAAUAUUUUAUACUGGCUGUGUCAUUUCCUUAAUAUCAUAGAUUAUUUGAGUAUGUAAUUUAGCACCUCGACCCUCUUACUAACCAUUGUGUAUUAUUCCAUUGAAUACAGCCUACACAUAUGAUAUUAUAUACAUUAUGUAACAGCAGUGCUAUGAUUCAGUUAAAUGACACGUGCUCCCCGUGUUGUUUAUUUCAAUCAAUUUGCAAACACAUUUACACGUAGCCAUAAUAUAGGCCCCAUAAUUCGUUUGAAUUGUCUGGUAUUGACGUACUUAUCCCAUUUGGAAUGAUGAGCUUGUGAUAAUAAAAAACACGCAUUUUGUUGGC
Molecule: messenger RNA, 3445 nt
Organism: Pecten maximus
Lineage: Eukaryota; Metazoa; Mollusca; Bivalvia; Pectinida; Pectinidae
Exons: 4
Coding region: 323-1975 (550 amino acids)
Biological process (GO): transmembrane transport
Source: RefSeq, a predicted model, not a curated record